Hansenula ciferrii is the source of this 2358-nucleotide messenger RNA. RefSeq names its product SUN domain-containing protein. Gene Ontology annotation, biological process: protein folding in endoplasmic reticulum. NCBI's taxonomy places the organism in Eukaryota, Fungi, Ascomycota, Saccharomycetes, Phaffomycetales, Wickerhamomycetaceae. The transcript has a single exon. The record is from RefSeq and is a predicted model, not a curated record. Gene Ontology annotation, cellular component: membrane; cytoplasm. Bases 1 to 2358 code for a protein of 785 amino acids.
AUGCUCAAUAACUCAAUCAAAUUUUGGUUUUGGCUCUUAAUUUUCCAAUUUUCAAUAGGAGUUAUAUCAACAGAGAAUAUUAAUAAUGAUACAUCAACUACGUCAAUAACAUCAAAACAAUUUCAAAUACCAUUAACUUCACAAUCAUCAAAGUCUAAAGUACCCAAAGAUGAAACUUUUCAGCCCAGAACAAAUGAUAUUAUAACUGAUACUGAUGUUCAAGAAGAUCAAGCAACAAAAUCAAUACAUAUAGAAUAUGAAAUUAGUGUAUCAACUAAUUCAUUACAAUCAUUAUCAUCUAAAGAAAUAAGUUAUUCUUCAAGUGAAUCUAUAAUAUCACCAAUAUCAGAACCUAUAAUAUCAUCAAGCUCAGAAGUUGAAUCAAAUUUCAUUUUAAGCUCAUUAAUUUCCAGUGAAACUUUAUUAACCUCAUCAACUUCUGAAGAAUUAUCAAAACCUACAUUACUUAGUACAAAUGUUUCAAUACCCAUAAACCUAGAAACAAAUGAAUCAAUUGAAACAAAUGAGACAAAUCAAUCAAUUGAAUCAAAUGAUUCAAAUGCUUCAUGGUCAGAUACAACAAACAACAGUAUAGAAUUUCAAGAGGAAAAUUCUGAUAGAUUUUUAUCAUUUGAAGAAUGGAAAAAGAAAAAAGGUGUUGAUUCAAAUAAUCAAAAUGAAUUAAAACCAGAAUUAAUACCCAAUAGAGAUUCAAAAUUGAUCCCCAAAGAUUCAAUUGGUGAAGAAAUGGAAAUUGAUAUUUCAAAUUUUUUCAAUUCAGAAAAUCCAGAAUCAACACAACAAGAAGAAAUACCAGAACCUGAGGGAAAAUUAUACAAGAGUAAAUUUAAUUUUGCUUCAUUUGAUUGUGCUGCAACUAUAGUUAAAACAAAUUCUGAAGCUAAAAGUGCAACAUCAAUUUUAUUUGAAAAUAAAGAAUCUUAUCUAUUAAAUCCAUGUUCUGCACAAAAUAAAUUUGUUGUUAUUGAAUUAUGUCAAGAUAUCUUGGUUGAUAGUAUUGUUAUUGGUAAUUUCGAAUUUUUCAGUUCAACUUUUAAAAAAAUUCAAAUAUCUGUUAGUGAAACUUUUCCUGUAUCAUCACAAUCUGGUUGGAAAAUUUUAGGACAAUUUGAUGCAAAAGAUAUUAGAGAUUUUCAAACUUUUAAUAUUAGCAAUCCAAUGAUUUGGGCAAAAUAUUUUAGAUUAGAAAUAUUAGAUCAUUAUGGUUCUGAAUUUUAUUGUCCAUUAUCUAUUGUUAGAGUUCAUGGUAGAACAAUGAUGCAAGAAUAUAAACAAGAAGAAGCUUUACAAAAAUCUAAAGUUGAACAAUCAAAACAGGAAGUUAUUCAAAAGAAACAAGAUAUUGAUAUAGUGGAUUCAUUAGAUUCCAACAAUAUAACAAAUCAAGAUUGUAUUUUAACAAAUCAAACUGUUAAUAGAUCAAUUAAAGAUAUUCAAUCAAAUUUAACAAAUUUAACACAAUAUGAAUUAAGUUAUGAUUGUCCCGUAUCAUUACCACAACUGAGUUUUGAUUCAUUAUUUAAUAAUACUCAAAAUGAUUCAAAAUGUGAUCCAAUUGAUAAUUCAAAUAAAACUGUUUCAUCAACCACCCAGACUCAAACUCAUCAUCAACAACAACCGACAACAGGGACCCAAGAAUCUAUUUAUAAAAACAUAAUGAAAAGAUUAUCAUUAUUAGAAUCAAAUGCAACUUUAUCAGUUUUAUAUAUUGAAGAACAAAGUAAAUUAUUAUCAACAGCUUUUGGAAAUUUAGAAAAAAGACAAAGUUUAAAAUUUGAAAAUUUAAUUGAUAGUUUUAAUUCAUCAAUAUAUUUACAAUUAGAAAAUUUAUCCAAACUUUAUAAAUCUUUCCAAACUGAAACUGAUGAUUUAUUAACUUUACAAAGAUUAAAACAUGAAUCAAUGUUAUCUUAUGCAAAUCAUAAAAUUGAUUCACUUUCAUCAGAUUUAAAAUUUCAAAAAAUUAUAAGUUUUAUAAAUAUGUUGAUAUUAUUCCUUGUUUUAAUUUAUGUGAUCUUAACAAGAGAUACAUAUAUUGAAGAUCAACCAUCAAGUCCAUAUAGAAAUACCCCACAACAUCAACAUCAACAACCUGAAGAUUGGGUUCAAAUUUCUAAAAAAAGAAUUACAUCAACUGGUUCAUUAUUAAAAGCGAAUUUGAAAAGAAUAUAUAGUACAAAUGGUGAGGUUCAUUCACCAAAGAAUCAUGGUACAUCAGAUGAAGAAUAUGAAAAUGAUAGUACGACAUCAACAACAACCUCAAAUGAAAGGGGAAAAAUUAAUGGUAAAGAAGGUAAGAAACCAUUAACACCUGAUAAUAGUGAUGAUGAAGAAUAA